AUGUUUGCGGAUGAACGGACUGCCGAUAAAGUGAGAGUAACAUACACAAGAAUGCGUGAAGUAAUCAGUAUCAAGGAUAAGGAAGGAAGGAAAAUUCAACAAAAAGUGGGGUAUGAAUGGAAACCGAAAUUUUGUGAUAGGUGUCAAAAGAUUGGUCAUAGGUGCAACAAAGAAAGGAAACCUAUGGCCAAGCAAUGGAGGCUGAAACCUGAUCAAUAG
This is a messenger RNA of Lathyrus sativus (Indian pea), 219 nucleotides long. Lineage: Eukaryota; Viridiplantae; Streptophyta; Magnoliopsida; Fabales; Fabaceae. The record is from the annotation of a GenBank genome assembly.